AUGGAUAACGGUGUCGUUCAUCUGGCACAUCCGAGUGGUCGAAAAAGCAGUGAUGGAGCGGAUUUCGUCAUACCAAUGGGAUACACACAGGAACAGAUCUUUUCCAAAGUAUCACCGAUCAUCACUAGCUGUAUAGACGGUUAUAAUGUCUGCCUUUUUGCAUAUGGUCAUACUGGUAGUGGAAAAACUUACACAAUGGAGGUGAGCUGA
Molecule: messenger RNA, 210 nt
Organism: Cooperia oncophora
Lineage: Eukaryota; Metazoa; Nematoda; Chromadorea; Rhabditida; Trichostrongylidae
Source: the annotation of a GenBank genome assembly